Messenger RNA from Homarus americanus (American lobster), 9559 nucleotides. It is a transcript of the gene Syn, whose product is annotated as synapsin-like. The record is from RefSeq and is a predicted model, not a curated record. Gene Ontology annotation, biological process: neurotransmitter secretion. The transcript has 15 exons. Gene Ontology annotation, molecular function: ATP binding. Bases 584 to 2536 code for a protein of 650 amino acids. NCBI's taxonomy places the organism in Eukaryota, Metazoa, Arthropoda, Malacostraca, Decapoda, Nephropidae. Gene Ontology annotation, cellular component: synaptic vesicle membrane; synaptic vesicle.
ACAGAGCCGCGAGUGUAUUGCUUCCCCAGUCUUCUUGCUCCCUACUGCCCCCACCACCCGACUCACUGACCACUAACACCUUUCUCAAGGUGGCGGUGUAGCCUAGUGUAGCAGCCGAGGCAUCGCGACAACCACCCGUCUCUACCACCACCAACACCACCACCACCCUCCACCACCACCACCAUCAUCACACCAACACUGUCAUCAUCAUCAUCAUCACCACCACCAUCACCACCACCACCCUGCCGCUCCUACCCUCUUGUAUCGCUUUGCCACUCGCUUGCUGCUGCUGCUGCUGCUCCCGCUGCUGUUGACCGCUGAACAGCUCCUCCUCUGUUACCUAAGAAACAGGGUCGAAAGGCGCCUCCCUGUGCUGGCCGUGUGCCCCCCCUUAGGGUCCGCCCUGUGCCGCCCCCUGGCCCGCUGAAGGAAGGAGCAACAUCCCCUCCACCGCCACCAUACUCGGUUCUAUCUGUGAGUGCAGUCCUCCUGAAACCGGCAAAAUUUCCUUCUCAAGCUUUAAAGCGUCGUUCUCAAGUAAUGUCAACUACCUCAAGAGAAGCCACGUUCUUCUUCUGAUGGGAUGGUCUUCCUUCCCACAUACAGGUUCUCCUCUGGGGACCUGUCUGCUGAGUGCGAGGACGAAGAGAUUGGACUCCGUAAACAAGAAGUUAUUACCCAACAGGCUGAGAGACAGCAAGCGUCGCCCGGGGCACCCCAGUCCCGCAGGCCGUCUCAGAGUCAGUCACUGGACCAUUCUCAGGGCCAGAUUCAGGGCCCAGAUCAGGGCCAGCCUCAGGGCCAGCCUCAGGGCCAGCCUCAGGCCCAAGUGUCUCAGGGCCAAGCUAAAGCUCAGCCCAAGGCCCAGCCUCAGCAGGUGAGUAGCAACAGCAGCAGCGUCGCGGGCGGGGGCGGCGGGGGAGGCAGUACCACCCAGUAUGCCAGCACAGACACUACUACGCCAGCCGCCCCCAGCACCGCCCCCAGCACCGCCCCCAGCACCGGCGGGGGUGGAGGUAGCGGUGGCGGCAGCACUGGAGGCUUCAGUCUUAACUUCUCCAGGCCGGGGUCCAGGACCACCUCGGCUCCUUCCUCCCCCUCCAAGACCAGGGAGAGCUUCCUGCAGCGUGUGUCAUCGUUAACGGGGGCAGUACGAAGCGAGGUCACAGGACAGGCCAGGCCCGCAUACAACAAGGAUCGCUGCUUCACCCUACUCGUUAUAGAUGACCAGAACACUGAUUGGUCAAAGUACUUCCGAGGCAAAAGAAUCCAUGGCGACUGGGACAUCCGGGUGGAACAGGCGGAGUUUCGGGAGCUCAGCGUCACGGCGUCUUCUGAAGGGGGCGUCAACGUUUCCAUGGUCGUCUUCAGGAAUGGUGCCAAAGUCGUCAGAUCCUUCAAGCCGGACUUCGUGUUAAUCCGGCAGAACUUGAGGGACGCCGGAGAAGACCACAAGAAUCUACUGUUGUCCCUCAAGUUUGGUGGAGUUCCUUCCAUCAACAGCAUCAACGCCAUCUACAACUUCCAGGACAAGCCGUGGGUGUUCGCUCACUUGAUGGAGGUGCAGAAGAAAAUGGGGAAGGAGAACUUUCCACUUAUUGAGCAAAGUUAUUUCCCUAACCACAAGGAAAUGCUCUCGGCGCCGAGGUAUCCCUGUGUGUUUAAGAUUGGUCAUGCUCACGGUGGUCUAGGUAAGAUCAGAGUAGAGAGCAACGCAGAUUUCCAGGAUAUGGCAAGUGUUGUGGCUGUAGCGAACACCUACUGUACUACUGAACCCUACAUCGAUGCCAAGUUCGACAUUCACAUCCAGAAGAUCGGCGCUAUGUACAAGUGCUUCCAGAGAAAAUCCAUUUCUGGCAACUGGAAGACAAACACGGGGUCAGCUAUGUUGGAGCAGACGGCCAUGACUGAGCGAUACAAGGCCUGGGUCGACGAGGUGUCAUCGCUGUUUGGUGGACUUGAUAUAUGCGCCAUUGAAGCCAUAGUGGACAAGAACGGCAGUGAACACAUUAUUGAGGUGAACGACUCGGCCCUGACGCUCAUGGGCGACUCCCAGGAGGAUGAUCGGCGCUACAUAGCAGAACUGGUCGCUAUCAAGAUGCAGGACAACUGCCACGUCCAGGGAGUAACUCGGCCGAUGGAGUUGACUCGGGGCUCCUCACGACAGUCACUCAGCGGUACUAUGUCAUCUAGAGGCGGCUCACCUACCGAGGAUACUUCCCGCUUGAUAAUGGGAGAGACGCCUAUCCCAGGGGGUUCACCUAGCCAACAGCGACGUGAUUCUCAAGCCUCCCAGUCAAGCAGCAUCAGUGGGUUUAGUAGCGCCAGCGGCACCCGACGACAGCCCGACGAGAGCAGUCAGUCAUCCCAACCGUCGGCGGCGCAGCAGAAGGCACCUCUCUUCGGCCGUCAGACCUCAGUCACCACCACCAACGAGAGCACGCCCGGCGGCGGCGGUGGAGGUGGUGGCGACGACACGGAAGACACCAUGAAGAACUUGAGGAAGACCUUCGCUGGGAUCUUCGGGGACAUGUAGAGGGAGUGAGGCAGACGCUGCUGAAGAUCUGCAGGAGGAGGGUGAUUAGAACCUAAAGAACUCUGCAGGGUAGUAGGACCUAAAAUCCGCAGAUGUAAGGUAUUAAUACCUUAUGAGCUACUGAAGGGUUGUAGGACCUAACUAUCUGCAGAUGGAGGGUUGUAGGACCUGAAAAACUGCCAGAGGAUGAUAGUAAGAACUCACACAGCAAGAGGAGAGCACCCAACACCAAACAUCAUCAGUUCUGUCGUGUAAGGUGAGGCGCCGCGUCCCCCUCCACCCCCGGGAGACCACUUCACCAGUUAUCACAAAUCAUCAUCGGCUCAAACGUUAGCACUUAAGUCUUGGGAUAGAUUCUGCCUUAAAAUAUAUCUUAAACUAACGACAAACAUAAUGUAGAUAAAAAAAACGAUAAAAAAAAACACUCCGGAUGACAUUAUCGUAUAUAUAACUGUUUUUUUUUUUUGGCAUCUGAGUUAUACGAAAAAAAAAACGAGGAAAUCCAACCCCCAAAUAAGGGUUAUUUUGGGUAGAAUCUACGCGUAUGAGAGCAUGGUGUGCGUUGAUUGUUCUUUGUUCACCUGACGCCUCGUAGUGGAGUGACCUCUAGCGGGCGUCGAGGUAAACAAGCAAGAAUGAACACACACCAUAUCCACAUUUGAGUGGGAUUCGCUCACUAACACCCCACCCACCCCUUGCUCCCCCGCUUCUCCUCGGCUGUGGUGAAGAUGACCGCUGUGGUAUUUGAGCCUUACUGGAAAAAUAAUAAAAUAAAGCUCAUAUUUCUCUGUUUUGUACAAGUCAACAGGAGAUACCUCGCCUGUAACGGUAUUAAGCGAAUUAAUGGUGGAUUCUGGUGUAACGGCAUCAUUACUGUCAUUAGCAUACAAGAAACAUAUAUAAGAACUGGUCCAUGAUUUAUUAUAAGAUUUAUUUAAUAUAGAAAUGUGGAGCAUAAUGUAUUUAAGAUAGUAAUUUAUUAGUUUUAUUGAUAUAACUCAAGUGACGUCAUGAGAGAUGCCAGUUCGUUUAUUUCUACGUGAGAGGUGCUAGUUAGCCAUUAUCCACCUAUAUACCGAAAGUAUUGAUGAUAUCGCCAAUCUUUUCACAGUUGCUGUUGUGUGAGGCGAGGAUUCAUAAACACGACAUCACAUAAGACGAACAGAGAGUUACUUAGGAGUGUAGGCCAAGCUUCAUAGCGUUACUCUAGUUACCCAGGCCACAGCAGGAAGCCUCUGUUAUAAGGAAUAUAUCUAAGUCAAACAUAACAGCAAAGUAUUGUUUACCUAAUUCAUUAUUGUUGGGCCAUGAACGAGUCUUUCCAACGAUUUUCUUAAGUCCACGAGUUCAUAAGUCCAGACUGCGUGCGUAACCCAGGUUCUUGGACCUUCGGCAGCCAAUCAGCGCCUGAAAUUUAAUCACGUGAUCUUUAUCCAAUGAGUGGUUUAGGAUAUGCUGACAUGAUUACUAGCUAUUGAAUAAUUAGGAAUGUGCGUCCAAUAUUUGGUCCCGCGAGUGUUGUACCAAGUUAACCCGCGACUAUCGGCAAUAAUUAUCUCCAGGUUCGCAUUCGUGAUUAUAUUAGUCAAAAGUAAGUGCAGAUGGUGAGGAGGUGGAGGACGUGGGUCACUAGAAGCAUCUGGAGCUCUUGUGUAUUUGAUGACCUUACCAAUGUUGUUAGCAAUAUGCUCUGUGUUGUUUUAUCUCGUGGGUAGAACACUUGUGGUUGUUUGUUCUGUGCGUGGACGUUGAUGUGUUUCUCUCUAAUUGACUUUUGUGAUUGUCUAACCUCUAGAAUUUUGAUGGUCUCUAGACACUGUAGCAGCGGCAACGGCACUGGUGUCUGGGGGUGUUGGCUCAAUGAGGUUGUGGUGUUCCCCGGAGGUGCUGUGAGUGACCGUGUUGUAGUGAGUGGCAGGAGGGUGGAAGUACUUGUGAGUGACGGUUGUUGUAGUGAGUGGCAGGAGGGUGGCCAUCACCUGCAGGUCGCUAUAGUGCUGCAGGUUAGUCACUGAUGACUCGUUGUUGUGUUGUCAUUAUAAGUGUUGUGUCUCCACGAUCAUGACACCAGACAGCCGCUCAGAUACAAAGAUCAUUUACAGUAAUGUGGAAAAAAGUCUUAACUUACCACACCCCAACUUAACCUGACUAAGUUUGGUCUAACCCAACUUAGGCCAUUCUAAACUUAACCUAUACCUGUUCUGUUAAUCUGUGACCUGAAACUUACAGCUACCCGUGGAAAUACGAGCCUCACAGCCUCUCGUCCUGGGUUCAGUGCCCUUGCCGGUGAACACAAUUAACUGUUGUCCUGUAUGGUGCAACGGAUGCCUUGGUAUAUAUACAUAUAAUUCGUAACUAUAUGUUGAGCCUAAAUGUAACGAUAAUUAAGAAAUCUGAACGACAAAACGAAAGAGUUUCACUACUUGUAUUUUUAUUCAUUUUUGGAAGGGUGUACUUGUUUCUGUUGGUGACCCCGACAACACGUGACCUCUCCUGGUUUUUACGGGGAAUUUUGACCUUCUCCUAGAGUGAUGAACCUUAUCCUCAGCCUAAGGUCAAACUUCUACCCACAAAAGAGCGCCCCUGGUCCUGCUGCAGGAGUGUGGCGGGGUAUUGACAGACCUACCAGCCUCGCGUCCAUCUGUGAGGCCUCUUGGCUUUCUCACCGACCAGGACUGUAUUGGAGUUCUCUCUCUCUCUCUCUCUCUCUCUCUCUCUCUCUCUCUCUCCCCCAUCACUUAACUUAGGUCUCCCGUGGCCCUGUGAACCAACCAGCUGGAAAAACCUGAUCUCCUGGCCCCCGACCCUGUCUUCUGGGGUUCGGUGGACAUCGGCCAGACAUUCCACAGCUCCCGUGAUCCUUGUGAAGACCAAGGAGAGGAAGGAUCCCUCGUGUCCUGGGUGUACGUUAGGUGUGUGAGUGUGUGGGUGUGGCGCACUUCUAUUACCAUAUCCGUGUUUAGCCUUGACUUCGUUGCUUGUUAAUUGGUUUCUACAUUGUUGAUAUUGGAGACAGCUGAUUGGCACUGCCAUAGGUAUAUAGGUUAUAUCCAUGUCUGGGACAACUCGAGAAGAAUUUAAAUAAAAAAGUAAGUGGACUAAAUUGAUUAUUGAUGUGUAAAGAUAUACUAUAGUGUGACUUUUGAUGCAAUGCCCGUAGUUUGUUUACAUUAUACGGACUGACAGACGCGACCAGCUGGGCAGUGGCUGUGUAUUGAUAUGUUCCUCAGUCUGGCUUCCAGUUUACGUCUCUCAGAUGUGUCAUCCUCAGUGUUGUGUUAAAAAAACUGGUGUAUUUCAUGAGUAACGUUUGAUAUAUUGCCCGUGCCACAUUACUUACCAGGAGGAACUGAGUGAUAUUAAAUAACAUCUAAAAACACUUAACAAUAUAUAUCACAGGUAUCGCUGACGCCCUUAAGCAAAUGUGUUUUGUUAGACCCUGAGAGUUUGUCUGUCUCUCCAACACGAGACACAUCCAUGACUCCAGCCUAAGGUCUGUGUGUCUCCCGUGAACCUCCAGUUGUGAUGUGGAUGAAAUACAGAAACUUUAUUUAACACGUUAGGUGAAGAUUUUAAACACAGCAUUACAUAAAGACCAGACGGUAACAGUUCACGGUUGAGGUAGACGAUCAUCACUAGAAUACGAACAUCUUUUAGAACUUAAUUUCAAAGUAGAGUCUCCCAAGUCAAUCUAUGGGAGUACCUGAGAGAUGAGACUUUAACCCUCAUCAAUCAAUCAGAGUUCCCUUUCCCCCACUCGAUCUAAGGGUUGGUGACCACGGCCCUCCACUCUAUAUGUUUUCAGAGUUGUAUUAAUAUUAAUCUUCUCAGGUUGUAUAAUUACCAACACUCAAGGUCAGCACGGAGUGGGUAGGGGUCACUGUCUUACUCUGAACCCCAGCUGAUGACGUCAGCAAGUUCCUCCACAUCAACAUUAGGGAAUAUGAGGGAUGUACACAGCCAAUAUGAGGGAGUAUAAGGAAGUACACGGCUAAUAUGAGGGAGUAUAAGGAAGUACACAACUAAUAUGAGGGAGUAUAAGGAAGUACACAGCUAAUAUGAGGGAGUAUAAGGAAGUACACAACUAAUAUGAGGGAGUAUAAGGAAGUACACAGCUAAUAUGAGGGAGUAUAAGGAAGUACACAACUAAUAUGAGGGAGUAUAAGGAAGUAAACAGCCAAUAUGAGGGAGUAUAAGGAAGUACACAGCUAAUAUGAGGGAGUAUAAGGAAGUACACAGCCAAUAUGAGGGAGUAUAAGGAAGUAAACAGCCAAUAUGAGGGAGUAUAAGGAAGUAAACAGCCAAUAUGAGGGAGUAUAAGGAAGUACACAGCUAAUAUGAGGGAGUAUAAGGAAGUAAACAGCCAAUAUGAGGGAGUAUAAGGAAGUACACAGCUAAUAUGAGGGAGUAUAAGGAAGUACACCGCUAAUAUGAGGGAGUAUAAGGAAGUACACAGCUAAUAUGAGGGAGUAUAAGGAAGUACACAGCCAAUAUGAGGGAGUAUAAGGAAGUACACCGCUAAUAUGAGGGAGUAUAAGGAAGUACACAGCCAAUAUGAGGGAGUAUAAGGAAGUACACCGCUAAUAUGAGGGAGUAUAAGGAAGUACACAGCCAAUAUGAGGGAGUAUAAGGAAGUACACAGCUAAUAUGAGGGAGUAUAAGGAAGUACACAGCUAAUAUGAGGGAGUAUAAGGAAGUACACCGCUAAUAUGAGGGAGUAUAAGGAAGUACACAGCUAAUAUGAGGGAGUAUAAGGAAGUACACCGCUAAUAUGAGGGAGUAUAAGGAAGUACACCGCUAAUAUGAGGGAGUAUAAGGAAGUACACAGCCAAUAUGAGGGAGUAUAAGGAAGUACACAGCCAAUAUGAGGGAGUAUAAGGAAGUACACAGCUAAUAUGAGGGAGUAUAAGGAAGUACACAACUAAUAUGAGGGAGUAUAAGGAAGUACACCUAAUAUGAGGGAGUAUAAGGAAGUACACCGCUAAUAUGAGGGAGUAUAAGGAAGUACACAACUAAUAUGAGGGAGUAUAAGGAAGUACACAGCUAAUAUGAGGGAGUAUAAGGAAGUACACAACUAAUAUGAGGGAGUAUAAGGAAGUACACAGCUAAUAUGAGGGAGUAUAAGGAAGUACACAGCUAAUAUGAGGGAGUAUAAGGAAGUACACCGCUAAUAUGAGGGAGUAUAAGGAAGUACACAGCCAAUAUGAGGGAGUAUGAGGGAUGUACACAGUGUCACUCUACAGCUGCGUCGUGUCUCUCUGUCUGUCUGUCUCUCUCCCCUUUCCUCUCGUUGCCAGCAGUUGACCUUGGUUGUGUUUGACAAUUAAUUAGACAUUUUAUGAGUGUGUUGUGUAAAACAAAUUUGUAUAUUUUUCGGUGUGAAGGUCAUAAGCGUCGUUUAAGGCGUCAAUUUAGAGGUUCUUAGGUAACAUGAUACUGUUUUGGAGUGUGUGUGUGCGUGUGGGAGUCUCUGGGAUCUCAAUAUCAAUGUCAUGCCAAAUUUAAACUAGAAUCUACCCAGAAAAAUGUGUACAGCAAAUCAAGUGUGUUUAGAGGAAUGCGUGUAAAUGCGUAUCCUCAUUACACUUCGAUUAUUUUGUACAGGUUUAAGGUCGUGGUCUCAAAGAUGACAUAACACUGAUUUUGAGGUUCAUGGACACACUAUACACGUGUUCCUUACUACUUCAUGGUUCCAAUAUAAUGCUAUCUUUGAUACUCUAAAAUGACCUUUAAUUCGUUAUGACUUUGGUGUUGCGGGUGAUUCUUUAGAAAUAUUUUAGGGAACCCGUAACGGAAUUGGUUUGAUUCUUUGCAUAAAUAAAUAACAUUAAGCUAGUGAAUACCUGAUCAAUAAAUAGUAUAAAAGUAUACAAUAAUUUAUGUGUCUUGUAUUAAAUGAGAAGAAUAAUGUUUCGACUGCUAAACUCAAGUGAAAUUAGGAUUUCUAUUCUAGAUCAAAAUAUCAAAAUAUUUUCUUCUUUCUUUUGAUCAGUGGAUAAGUUAGAUUCUACAUAAUGUUGCUUGUUAUAGUGCUAACUAGUGUUGAGGAUUUACAGACAGUACUCUUGUAAUGCCUUCUCGUGUGCCCGGGCGGAGAACUCAGCACCUGGUGAACAAUCGCGAUACUACAGUGUGACGUCAUAAAAAUUAAUAAAUGGUGCAAUGGGAAAACAAUGUCACAUAAGCAUAAUAUUCACUGACGUCAUAAAAGAACUGAUCACGUCAAAUCAGCCGUUAUUAGUGCAAUCAAAAGAACCAAUCACAACCGCACAAAAAAUUAGAGAAGUCACCAAAACACCCAAACGCUAAUACUGUACAACAUUCGCAUCAGAUUAACCAAUCGGAUCCAUACAAAUAAAGAAGAUGCAAUCUAAACAACCAAUCACACAACACAACGUACUGGCGUCAUCAUUACGUUACCACUAUGUCACUAAAAACCUCCAACACCAUCACACCUCAGAGAAAAAUAUUUCCUUACUGUGGCAGACGCGAUGAGUCUCGUUACAUUACCCCGUUGACAAGUUGCCUUACACUCUCAAAUACCAGCUAGUUAAUGCCUCCAUAAAUGAAUCUUUAAACAUUUAAUGCUUCUGAUUCCCACCUGCAAUCUCAAGUAAGUAAACACCUUUAACAUCUCCCCAGGUGCUGAGUUCCACGUCCGAUCGGGGGGAAAAAAAAACUAACGUUGUCCCCCCCUGUCCUCCCCAGCCCCUCCUAACAUUUAAAGAAAACGGAUAUUUGUUUUUGUACUAGAUAAACCAAAAAUAUUUCUCCUGAUUCUACACUUUCAUUAAAUAUUUCCUUUGUUUAUUUUUCAUGAUUACUUUGUAGACGAUACCCUUAAUAAUGAUAAUAAAUAAUAAAAAAACGACCUUUUUGUACAUAUGAGUAUCUGUUAUUGUAAAUUUAUGUAAAUAUACAUUGCUGUCACGAUUCAUUACAAUUUUGUUUGGUUGUACUCUCGGCCGCCAUAGACGAGGCGGUGUUUGUAUAAGAAUAAGAGUGAAUUAAGUGUCGUCCAAA